Molecule: messenger RNA, 1516 nt
Organism: Dermatophagoides farinae (American house dust mite)
Lineage: Eukaryota; Metazoa; Arthropoda; Arachnida; Sarcoptiformes; Pyroglyphidae
Product: lanC-like protein 2
Biological process (GO): peptide modification; carbohydrate metabolic process
Cellular component (GO): plasma membrane
Source: RefSeq, a predicted model, not a curated record
AAUUUUUGCCUAGUUUAUACAUGUCAUGUACAUUAAUAAUUUAAUUAUUCGACGAUCGUUUGGUCAUCAUUUGUGUUGAAAACUACAAUAAAAAUGGGUGAACGUUAUUUUCCUAAUCAUUAUCUUGAUUAUAAUGAUGAUAAUGAAACUUUACUAAUUGAUGGAUCCGAGUCGCUCAUUACAUCAUUGUGUACUGAUUUUCUCCGUCAUAUUCGUGUAUUUCUACAGGAAUUGGAAUCCAAUUUAACGUUAUCAUCUUCGAAAGAUUUCACCAUUUAUACUGGAUCAACUGGAAUCGUUUUAUUAUAUCUAAAAUUAUACGAAUUGAAUGCAUUUGAAAAUGAACGACAAGAUAUCUUACGAAAAGCCAAUUCAUUGAUCAAACGAAGCCUGGAAAACAUUGGUGGUGGAAAAGAACGAUAUUCGUUUCUCUGUGGACAAACUGGUGUGUUAGCGUGCAAAGUACUCAUCAAUCACGCGCGCGGAAAAGAUUACAGUAAAUAUUUGAGAAUUAUUCGUAAUUUAGCUCCGAAAAUCCUCUCUGAUUCGACUGAAUUGCCCGAUGAAAUUCUUUUUGGACGUUCGGGUUUCCUAUAUUCCUUAUUGAUGAUACGAGAAAAAAUUGAAGAUUCCGUGCAAAUACUCGAUGAUAAUCUAAUUAGAUCAUUAGUGGAAAAAAUUCUUAAAUCUGGUCAAUUAACAUCGCAAAGAGAAAAGAAUUCAUCGAUUCCUCUGAUUUAUUAUUGGCAUGAAAAAGCAUAUGUCGGCGCUGCACAUGGAUAUGCUGGCAUUCUUUACAUUCUACUUGAAGCUCGAAAUUAUCUCGAUGAUGAAAAGGAAUUGAAUACAUUGAUCAAGCCUACAAUCGACUUUGUUCUUGGGCUACAAUUCCCCGAUACUGGAAAUUAUCGAUCUUCACUGAAUAAUACCGAAGAUCGAUUGGUACAUUGGUGUCAUGGAUCACCUGGUGUCAUUCAUUUGCUAUCAUUAGCAUAUCAAGUAUUUGAAAAGGAAAUAUAUUUAAAUGCAGCCAUAAAAGCGGCUGAUGAUAUUUGGCAUCGUGGUCUGCUCAAAAAAGGCUGUGGAUUAUGUCAUGGUACGGCUGGUAAUGGCUAUGCUUUUAUUCGUCUGUUUCAAUUGACCAACGAUCAAAAAUAUCUUUAUCGAGCUGUUAAAUUUGCCGAAUGGUGUUUUGAGCCUCAUCAACAUCGAAUUAGAAUCGCUGAUAGACCAUAUUCAUUGUUUGAAGGUUUAGCUGGAACAAUUUAUUUUCUAGCCGAUAUAAUUCAUCCGAAACAGGCCAGAUUUCCAGCAUUUCAAAUUAAAUUUUGAGAAAAAAAUUAAUAAUAACGAAAAUUAUAAUUCGAAUGAAACAGUUGUGUUGUUUCACUUCGAUCAGCUGAUUCAUCAAAUUUUCCACUGUUGUGUUUACAUGUUCUACCUUGUGUUACGGCAAUUUCGUAUUCGUAUUCCAACAUUGCAUUCUCGUAAAACCAUGCAUACGAAUCGUUUUUUC